GAACGACUGUGGCGCCUGGUACAGCUCUUAUCUAGCUUCACAGAACCUCCACUGGUGUCUCGGGUCCCUCUGUCAGACAGCGACAGAAGCCAGCAAAGCAUGAACACUGAACGUGACGUGAUGAAUACGGCCACUGGUGGCGCUGCGGAUCUCUCACCGAUCGGGAGCCAGGCGGGGACACGACAUCUGCUCGCCUCAUCCUCACUGACUCGCCGGGGAGACGGUGCCGAUAAAACCGCUGCCAGACCGAAAAGCUAUCGCCCUGCAAGCUUUGCAGCCAAACUCGGAGCGAAAAAUCACAGAGUGUCCGUGCCUCUCAGUGCGGUUCAUCGCGGAAAGGCGGAAGCCAAUCCGGCAGCUGUUCAGCCGGAUGGUGCUGAAACGAACGCGGCUGAACCUCCCAGGGCCGUGCCGGUGUCUGAAACCGAGAAGAGAAUCCACCAUCCUCCGGAUUCUCGCCGAUACCUUCGCCUGCCCUGUCUUAGAGGCUCCGAGAGGAACCGGGAACCAGACGGAUCGAGCCGGGUCUUGAGGGGAAGAGGGGCGAGGGACGACGAGGAAGAAGAGGAGGAGGCCACAGCGGGCUGUAGUGCAAGUCCGUGUGGGGGAAACGCCGGAGUGUGUGGCCAGACCGAACUCCUGUACUUACGCAAAAUACUCAAGAGACGCAGAAAAAUGCAAACGAACUCAACACCGGAACCGGCCGCGGAGGACUCAAACGCCGAACCCGGAACUGAGCAGGAGAGGGCCCUUCGUGAUGAGAUCGAGAGACUGGAGGAUGAAAAUGAGGAUCUUAAGUGUGAGAUCGAUGAGAUGCGGGCGGAAAUGGAUGAAAUGCGCGAUACGUUCUACGAGGAGGACACACACCAGCUGCAGGAAAUGCGGAGAGAGCUCGAGAGAGCGAACAAGAGCUGCCGAAUCCUCCAAUACCGCCUUCGAAAGGCCGAAAGGAAACGGGCACGAUUUGCACAGAGUGGGGAGGUGGACGAUGAAGUGCUUCGGAACCUUGAGCAGGAACUUAAGGUGGCGAAGGACGUGUCUGUGCGUCUGCAUCACGAGCUGGAGAAGGUGGAGGAGAAGCGCACUAAGACGGAGGAGGAGAACGACACCCUGCGAGAGAAACUCAUCGCGCUGGAGGUGACCAAACAGGCCCUGCAGAGUGAGGUGGAGAAGCACAAAGUGCCACAGAAGAGAAGAGGCAGUAAAGAGAAGUCUGAGAGGAGAACCACACCCACUGAGGACGACGACAGCGACGACCUGCGCUGCCAGCUGGCCUUCCUGAACGAGGAAGGGGAGCUGCUGAGGAAGAGGAUGGUGGGCGUGGAGAAGGAGCGCGAGGCGGCCGAGCAGCAGCUGCACCAGUACCGCACGCUCUACGGCGAGCUGCCCCCCAGCCACCCGCCGCACACCCCGCUCCACCCCAAGGGCGAAGCCGCCGGACCGCCCAGCACCCGCGAGGCCGAGCUCAAGCUCCGCCUGCGCCUGGUGGAGGAGGAGGCCGACGCGCUGAGCAGGAAGAUAGUGGAGCUGGAGGUGGAGAACCGCGGGCUGCGGGCCGAGCUCAGCGACCUCCGGGGUGACGAGGCGUCCGGAGGGGGAGGGGGCGUGGGCCGGCCGCAGGGGCCAGGGCUGUCCGAGCUCCGGGAGCAGCUGCUGCUGCUGGAGGAGGAGGCAGAACUGCUGCGGCGGAACCUGUCGGAGGCCGAGGAGCGCAACGAGCGGAUGACCGCCGAGCUGCAGACGCUGCGCUGCAGGGACGCGGGCGGCCUGGGGGGGCCCGGCAGCGGCGCGGAGUCGGUCCAGGAAGAGCUGCGCGCGGCCCGCCGUCAGGUCAACGCUCUGGCCGGCAAGGUCCUGCAGCUGCAGACGGAGAAGCGGCGGCUCAUGAGCGACCCGCUGCUGGCGGCCUCCACCUCUGACCUCUCGGUGAGCUCGCGCGACAGUCCCACGCCCGGCGAGGUCGAGACGCACCCGUCCUCACGCCAGAGGGAGGGACCCGUGGGCGGCGAGAGUGACCCAGACGAGGUGUUGAUGACCGGGGGCUCUUCCUGGUCCCAGUUUCUCAUUGAUUCCCGGCCAUCCUCCUCCCUGGGUCGUAGCGGUGGUGUCCGGCAGCCCCUGAUUGGCUGCCAACAGAUGGUGGACAUCCGCCAGGAGGCCGAGCGAUUGGGCGGCACCAUCGAGCGGCUCAUCAGCGACACCAGCUCCAUCAUCACCGACGCCCACACUGGCGCGUCCUCCUCCUCCUCCUCCUCCUCGUCCGUCGUGAACGGCAGUCUGAUGGCGCAGGACGAGCUGCCAGCGGAGGCGGGCAGUGGGAGUGGGCGGGAGCAGGAGCUGCUGCAGCGAAUCAACGGCCAGAUGAAGGGCUUCCGGAGAGAUCUGCAGGGCUUCAUCCAACGCCUGGAGCCGCCCAGGGGACAGGGCCGCGACCCCGAGGAAACGUCUGUGAGUAUGUUUCAGCCCAUCAUUUUGCUCAUCCUGAUGCUAGUGCUCUUCUCAUCCCUCUCUUAUGCCACAAUCUUCAAACUCGUCUUCCUCUUCACCCUCUUCUUCGUUCUCUAGUCUCAGAGAGCUCACUCUCUUUAUUAUUUCGCAUUGCUAUACAUUUCAUUCAUCCAUGUUAUUGUUGUUGUUAUUUUGUUUUGUUUUAAAACUGUCAUGGUCACACAAGUACAGAAGACCCAUCCCCAGGCUUUACUCAUGCAUCCCAGUUCCAGACUACAUUUCCCAGAAUUCAAGCUGGCCAGUGAGCUCUGUCCAUACCCCCAGUCUGUUUUGACAGUAAAAGCGCCAACGGCUUACGACACCAAGACCCCUAUAACACACACACAAACACACAGGCACUCACACACAUACACACACACUCGCACUCACACACACAAAUCUGUAAGCCACACAUUACUGAAUCGAGCUGAGCUCAAGAGGCAUUGAGGAAAUAACUGCCUAAACACACACAUACAUACAGAAUUCUUCUCUCACACACACACAUCCUCCCUCAUACACACACAGACACACACACACACACACACACAUACCAGAAUG
Molecule: messenger RNA, 3045 nt
Organism: Alosa alosa (allis shad)
Lineage: Eukaryota; Metazoa; Chordata; Actinopteri; Clupeiformes; Clupeidae
Product: protein SOGA3-like
Exons: 8
Coding region: 100-2565 (821 amino acids)
Biological process (GO): regulation of autophagy
Source: RefSeq, a predicted model, not a curated record